Molecule: messenger RNA, 499 nt
Organism: Laccaria bicolor S238N-H82
Lineage: Eukaryota; Fungi; Basidiomycota; Agaricomycetes; Agaricales; Hydnangiaceae
Exons: 3
Coding region: 229-435 (68 amino acids)
Source: RefSeq, a predicted model, not a curated record
CACUCAACGACUUCAAGAACUGGAAACUGUUUUCCCUACAUAGAGGUUCUCAGGAGCGUUCAAAACAAGCACGCUUUCAAGCAGUCGCUCCAUGAUAAACCUAUUCUGAACAGCGUUCUCUUACGUACCGACAGGACUUUUUGGUCGUACCUGCUUCAAACUUGCGAUUCGGCAAAGCUGCAUCCCCGGACUUCCUCUUGAUAGUGAAUUUGCGAUGCUGCUUAGCCAAUGGCCCGGCUCUUCACCGGCCAAGUUCAUGACAUCAAGUCGCUGGCGGGCCGUCUGAGCAUCAUAUCAAUCUUUGUUUUACGAAGGUUGCGUCUGCGAUAUUCCAUCAACCCUGCUUCUUGCUGCUCCCUUGUGAGGAGACAAUUAUCCCCUUAUGAUAAUCUAUCUCGUGGCUGUUUUGUGGCACUCGGUUUCCAUACCUAUUGAGCCAUAAUUGUAACAAGACGGGUUCUACAAAGGCAUAAUGGCAUACUUCGAUCCGGACGCAACA